CGUUUCUUCAAUCUGGAGAUAUGUUGAGUAUCAUGAAGCGCGUUUAUAUUGCGCGGGGUCGCGUUAAUUGCCAAGAGCCAGCCUAUAUACAGAGACCACAAGACGCCGAACCUCUCCCAAUGACUAGAAAUACGUCCAGAUGCCCCCAGGUCCUCUCAACAAGCAGUCUCCCCGCAACGACCACCCUCUCCUCCCAACCAGCUAGAAACACCUCACCAUGACUCGCCCCAGCCUCGGCACGUACCCGUGCCUAUGCCUCGCCCUCACCCUCGCCCUCACCCCCCUCGCGAACGCCGCCCCGGCAGCAGCCACGGGCUGUGACCGGGCGGCCCUCCUGGCAGCGGCGGAUAAAUACGUCGAAGCCCAAACGGCCGGCAGCCUCGACCCUCUCCAGGACAUCCUCUCCGCCAACUUUUCCUACGUCGAGAACAACGCCGCCACCGACGUCUCCUCCGGCGUCCUCAGCCACGCCCUAGCCAUCGACCACCGGCGCAGCACAGCCGACACGACCGACUGCGCGACCUACACGGAGCUGAUCAGCACCGGCGGCAAGGCUCCGGGAACGGGGGCGGGGGCGGCCAAGCCAUACGUGAUCGGCACGCAGCUCCGGCACGACCCGACCACGCUCUCCAUCGUGCUGAUCGACAGCGUCGCCUCGACCACGGGAUCAUGGUCCUUCGACGCGGCCAAGACGCUCUCGCACGUCCUAUCCGAGGACUGGCCCGCCAUCCCCGCCGACCGGCAAGACGACCGUGCGGUCCUGCGGCGCGCGGCGGACGCGUACCUGGACAUCUGGAGCAACGCCACGGCGGCGGACGCGGUGCCGUGGGGUACGCCGUGCGCGCGGCUCGAGGGGUCGGCGUACACGGGGCGCGGGAGGGCCGACGACUCGUGCAAGGCCGGGUUGCCGACGAAUCACAACCAGGCGCCCAAUACGCGCCGGCGCUAUGUGAUCGAUGAGGAGGCCGGUUCGUGCGACGUGCUGUGUGUGUGGGAGCAUAUGAUGAUGGCGGCGGACAGCCAUGAGUUCCGGCUCGAGGGUGGGAAGCUUCGAUAUGUACAUACUAUAACUGUCUGUCCUGGCCAGACUUGUCGACUGUAG
This is a messenger RNA of Phialemonium atrogriseum, 1102 nucleotides long. RefSeq lists its product as uncharacterized. Bases 218 to 1102 code for a protein of 294 amino acids. The transcript has a single exon. NCBI's taxonomy places the organism in Eukaryota, Fungi, Ascomycota, Sordariomycetes, Cephalothecales, Cephalothecaceae. The record is from RefSeq and is a predicted model, not a curated record.